GCUCGCGGGGGACGUGUGCGGGCGUCUCCGCCAUCUUGUGAGUCUAUAACUCGGAGCCGUUGGGUCGGUUCCUGCUAUUCCAGCGCCUCCACUCCGUCCCCCGCGGGUCCGCUUGGUGUGCCAUGGACGGCAUUGUCCCAGAUAUAGCAGUUGGUACAAAGCGGGGAUCUGACGAGCUUUUCUCUACUUGUGUUACUAACGGACCCUUUAUCAUGAGCAGCAACUCGGCUUCUGCAGCGAAUGGAAAUGACAGUAAGAAGUUCAAAGGGGACAACAGAAGUGCUGGUGUACCCUCCAGAGUGAUCCACAUCCGCAAACUCCCAAGUGACGUCACUGAGGGAGAAGUCAUCUCCCUGGGGCUGCCCUUCGGGAAGGUGACCAACCUCCUAAUGCUGAAAGGGAAGAACCAGGUAUCUGCUGCCCUGGCAAGCCUGGGUUCCCUCACUGUGAUCUGUGGGCAGGCAUGGGUGGGGUGGCUUAUCCCAAGGCUCUGGCCCACUCACAGCCUCUUCUCACAGGCCUUCAUUGAGAUGAAUACUGAGGAGGCUGCCAACACCAUGGUCAACUACUAUACCUCAGUGACUCCUGUGCUGCGUGGCCAGCCCAUCUACAUCCAGUUCUCCAAUCACAAGGAGCUCAAGACCGACAGUUCUCCCAACCAGGCGCGGGCCCAGGCAGCCUUGCAGGCAGUGAACUCAGUCCAGUCAGGAAAUCUGGCUUUGGCUGCCUCAGCUGCUGCCGUGGAUGCAGGGAUGGCAAUGGCUGGGCAGAGCCCUGUGCUCAGGAUCAUUGUGGAGAACCUUUUCUACCCUGUGACCUUGGAUGUGUUGCACCAGAUCUUUUCCAAGUUUGGCACAGUUUUGAAAAUCAUCACCUUUACCAAGAACAACCAGUUCCAAGCGCUGCUGCAGUAUGCAGACCCCGUGAGCGCUCAGCACGCCAAGUUGUCCUUGGACGGGCAGAACAUCUACAAUGCCUGCUGCACUCUGCGUAUCGACUUCUCCAAGCUCACCAGUCUAAAUGUCAAAUACAACAACGAUAAGAGCCGGGACUAUACUCGCCCAGACCUGCCCUCUGGGGAUAGUCAGCCCUCGCUGGACCAGACCAUGGCUGCCGCUUUCGGUGCACCUGGUAUAAUCUCAGCCUCUCCGUAUGCAGGAGCUGGUUUCCCUCCCACCUUUGCCAUUCCUCAAGCUGCAGGCCUUUCUGUUCCUAAUGUUCAUGGAGCCCUGGCCCCCUUGGCCAUUCCAUCGGCGGCGGCGGCGGCGGCAGCAGCAGGCCGGAUUGCUAUCCCAGGCCUGGCAGGGGCUGGAAACUCUGUCUUGCUGGUCAGCAACCUCAACCCCGAGAGAGUCACACCCCAAAGCCUCUUUAUUCUUUUCGGCGUUUACGGUGACGUGCAGAGGGUGAAGAUCCUGUUCAACAAAAAGGAAAAUGCCCUGGUGCAGAUGGCCGAUGCGAACCAGGCCCAGCUGGCCAUGAGCCACCUGAGCGGGCACAAGCUGCAUGGAAAGCCCAUCCGAAUCACACUAUCAAAGCAUCAGAAUGUGCAGCUGCCCCGUGAGGGCCAGGAAGACCAGGGUCUCACCAAGGACUAUGGCAACUCACCUCUGCAUCGCUUCAAGAAGCCUGGCUCCAAGAACUUCCAGAAUAUCUUCCCACCCUCGGCCACUUUGCAUCUCUCAAACAUCCCGCCCUCAAUAUCUGAGGAAGACCUCAAGAUCCUUUUCUCUAGUAAUGGUGGGGUCGUCAAAGGAUUCAAGUUCUUCCAGAACGACCGCAAGAUGGCCCUGAUCCAGAUGGGCUCUGUGGAGGAGGCUGUUCAGGCCCUCAUCGACCUGCACAACCACGACCUCGGUGAGAACCACCACCUGCGGGUGUCCUUCUCCAAGUCCACCAUCUAGGGGUGCAGAGCCCCCACAGCCAGGCUCCCUGGCGACAACUUCCAUCAUUCCAGAAAAAAGCCACUUUAAAAAGCAGCUGAAGUGACCUUAACAGACCAGAGAUUUUAUUUUUUUAAAGAGAAAAUCAGUUUACCUGUUUUUAAAAAAAUUAAAUCUAGUUCACCUUGCUAACCUUGUGACGGUGACAGCUCAGGCUCUUGGUGACUGCAGCAGGAGUUUACUGCCCUCUCCCCCAUGCCUGGGGCCAGACCAUGGGCUGUGCCUUGUCGGGCGUGUUGGGCAUGGGGCAUACAGGUGGGCAUCCCAGACCACAACUCGGCUUUCUUGUGCCUUAGAAUCCUGCCUUCCUGCGGCUGCACAGCUACCUGUGGUGUUUUGGGGAGCCAGAGGGGGUUGGGACCCACAUUUCAGAUAAAGGCACAGCAGCCCCGCAGGCUCCUGCCCAAUCAUGUGCCUGAGGCUGGCAGGUGCCCUGCACCCAGACACCCCCACCAUUUAAUCAAGUGACGUGAUUCUCCCCCAGCCACCCAGCACCCUCAAGACCCAAGCCAGAGGGCACUGUCCCCUUGCUUCUUCAGCCUUGGAGCUUUUUCAUCAUAAUCUUUGUAUUAUACGUUGAUGCAGUUGCAGACAUCUGUGCCUAGCAAUAUUUCCAGUUGACCAAAUAUUCUAAUCUUUUUUCAUUUAUAUGCAAAAGAAAUAGUUUUAAGUAACUUUUUAUAGCAAGAUGAUACAAUGGUAUGCGUGUAAUCUAAAUUUCUUUCUUGUGGUAUUACCUUGUAUACUGUACUUUUUAUUUUAUUCCUUGUAAUUAAGUCACAGGCAGGAUCCAGUUUCUGGAGCAGGUGGGGGCCCAGGGAGCCCCAGGUCCUUUCUUAGAAAACCCCAAGCUUCAGGGAAGGGGUGCUGGCCCCGCCCCACCUUUGCCUCCUCUGCGCAUAACCUCCAGUUGCCUUAUUCCACGCCUUCACUUGUAAUCCGCCUAGGAAAACAAGCUCUCUAAAACUUUUUCAGGGUUUUUUUUUUUUCCUUCAAAUUUUGGACCAAAGUUUCAUUUGUUUUUUGUCUGCCUCUGAUGCUGGGACCCAGAUGGUGGGACGAAGGUCCUGAGUCUUAACUGUUCUUGCUCCCCUCCAGCCUCUCUGCAAGGAUGUCCUUGGGGGUGGGGGGGUGGGGAGGUUCUCCUUGGAUCUCUGAAUUUCCAUAAAGGAGUGUAACAAGGGUGUAAAUAUUUAUAAUUUUUUAUACCUGUUGUAAGACAUGAGGGGCAGCAACACGCGGUUUUUUAUGGUGACACACAGAUGUAUAUUUUGAUAACAGCAAUCCCAAUUCCAGGCUCAGUAUUGUAACAUGGAGCUAACAGUAACCACAAGCACAUUCCAUUGCCGGUCCCGGAUGGCUUGUAAUGCAGAAAGAACUCAAUUAAAACAAUUUUAUAACAAACUUUUACCUUUUCUGUAGAUCUCUUUAUUGCUGUUCACAUUGUAGAAGGCCAUUGGCCAGUUCUGUACUUGGAUUUUGAAUAAAUUUCUUCUAUAUCCGUG
This is a messenger RNA of Otolemur garnettii (small-eared galago), 3448 nucleotides long. RefSeq names its product polypyrimidine tract binding protein 1 (gene PTBP1). Gene Ontology annotation, biological process: regulation of RNA splicing; regulation of cell differentiation; mRNA processing. The coding region runs from base 123 to 1904 and encodes 593 amino acids. Gene Ontology annotation, cellular component: nucleus. Gene Ontology annotation, molecular function: mRNA binding. NCBI's taxonomy places the organism in Eukaryota, Metazoa, Chordata, Mammalia, Primates, Galagidae. The record is from RefSeq and is a predicted model, not a curated record. The transcript has 14 exons.